AUGGUUGAAUCACCUUCAGAUAGGCCUCCCUCCAUCAUCGUUCACCUAAUACGCCAUGCCUCGUCAAACCACUGGGAAGGAGGACUUGACUUUGGCUUGUCUUCUAAAGGAGAACGCCAAUGUGACGAGCUCUACGAAAGUAUGCGAAAACACGCAGGCUAUAUUACUCAUAUUUUCUGUUCGCCUAUGAAACGCUGCUUAGAAACUGCUCGAAAGGGUCUCCUUGAGGCGACGAACAGGGGCACCAGGAUCCAAAUCAUGCCUGCUCUUGCCGGUCGGAAUGGUCAAGCACCCUGGAAUUUACGAGAGGAAAACCAGGAAAAUGAUAUCAGUGGUCCUUGGGUCAGUGAGGUAGCAGAUCCUAGGUCAAAGUCCAAGGAUGCUGAUUUUGUUAUGAAAUGGUUGACAGGGAAAGACUUGUCUGUGCAGGCAGCUCAAAAAGUAUUGGAGGUUGUGGUUAGAAAUUCUCAACAAGAUUGGAAAAAACAAAUUGUAGAAGCAGCUCAUGAAGAGCAAAGAAAACAAGAGGAAAAAACCAAGAAAGAGCAGGAAGAGAAAUUGGACAAACAAAAGCGGGAGUUAUUGAAGAUACAAGAUUUCAUGCUCAUGGUUGAUCGCGAAACCGAUGAAAUCGUUACAUUCGGGAGGUUCCAAGAACUACUUAAGGAGCGAUAUGCAAAAGAAUUCUCAUCAGCAGCGGAGUCUGUUGGAAAGAAACCGAAGCCUGUUGCGAAGAAAUUGAAGCCAAUUAAAGGGAAAGUGAAAGCGAAGGCUGCUUUAGAAAAAUCCGAGCCUGUUGCCAAGAAAAGAAAACGAGGAUGA
Messenger RNA from Botrytis sinoallii, 822 nucleotides. RefSeq lists its product as uncharacterized. The transcript has 4 exons. The coding region runs from base 1 to 822 and encodes 273 amino acids. The record is from RefSeq and is a predicted model, not a curated record. NCBI's taxonomy places the organism in Eukaryota, Fungi, Ascomycota, Leotiomycetes, Helotiales, Sclerotiniaceae.